Molecule: messenger RNA, 1533 nt
Organism: Akanthomyces muscarius
Lineage: Eukaryota; Fungi; Ascomycota; Sordariomycetes; Hypocreales; Cordycipitaceae
Exons: 4
Coding region: 1-1533 (510 amino acids)
Source: RefSeq, a predicted model, not a curated record
AUGCUGCGCCCCAGGCUCGCGCUCCUGGACGAGACUAGCUCUAUGCGCAAGGUCCUUGACAACACAUACACAAUCUCCAGCGGCACGGUCGCGUCCGAAUCUCCCAUUCUUGAGCUUACCAUCAUCGAAUCCGAAAUCACCCGAUACACCUUCACACUUUGGGGCAUGUUGGCCGCGGGCCUGGUGAUUUUCUUCUUCGUCCAGGAAGAGAUACUUGAGCGCGAGCACCCUACCCCACAUGAGUGGACGUAUAUAACGAGGAAGUUCCUGCGCGAUGGAAAGGAACUAGAGAACCCCAAGAAUGGCAAUAUCCAAUGGGCCAACUCCCUAGGACGAGUGCGCAAUGCGCUGAUGCGCCUGAGCGACCCCAAGAAGGACGGCGCAGGCCUGGUACCCCUUUCCGACGUGACCGAUCCCGAGCUCGAAGAUCCGAUCGAAUUCGUCCCCUACGACAUCACCGCGAAAUCGGAGGAGUGGCGCCGCGGCUACUUUGAGGCUAUGAUGACGGCGGCCAAGACGGCAGAGCAUGUAGAUGGCUGGGUCCUCGACGUCACGCGGAACAUGGUCUCUCCCGCCAGGUUCAUGAUUGGGCCUUCAAAUCCCAACCCGGUGCCGAUUCCCCCGGGAGCGGCCCACGCACCUCUAGAAGAGAACUGCGUAAACGCAUUCCCCACCGCCGAUAGAUGGUACAUGAAAAUCCUGGCUACCAAGGGCUUCACUGAGCGACAGCGCCUCGAGGCAACUUUGGACUUGCACCAGCUUGCCCUCAGCGAGGCCACAAAGGGCAUCGACGCUGCCAAGCUGCCACACGACAGCAAAACAUUUGUCCUGAGGGACAAGUCCGGACCCCCAUCUCUCAAUCUAAUCGAUGCUCUGACGUCGAUUGCAAACUCGAAAGCCCGCACCGGUGACAUUUCUGGCGCGCUGCCAAUGUACAUUUCGCUCCUCAAGGCUCGCCGCGAACUCUCAGAUGAGCGGCCGCAGGAGCCGCGCAGCCGCAGCCGGCCCAGCAGCGCACCGGUGUACCAGAGAAUCCUAGAUCUUGUCAAGCCUCCAGCCUACCCGCUGCCACCCCCCGACGGCACGCAGCCCCCUUGGCGCAGCGCCGAGGAGCGGUGCCAGGAAGCCUCGCUGCAAAUCUACAUUGGCGAGAUCCUCUACGCCACGUCGUCCAAGAACGACGGCCUCUCGUGGACGAGAGACGGCGUGGAUCUCGCAGAGGAGCAGCUUCGCUCGCUCGGCGUCGGCCCCGACUCCAAGGGCACCAAGAAGCUCUGCCGCGAGUGCCUGGGCGCUGGCCUCGAAAACUGGCACACCAUGGUGGCCAGGCUCGCCAAGGCGGAAAAGGCCAAAGAGGAGAGCGGCGCUGCCAGCAGCCCUGGCCUGUUUACGUUUUGGAGCGGCGCAAAGGAGCCCGAGGGCAGGUGGGCGGCCGAGGAAGCGGUCGUGCAGGAGAGGGUGCGCCGCACCAAGGAGAUUAUGGAGGAUGUGGCGCCUCCGAGAGACUUUAUCACAAACUGGUUCAAGGCCUAG